AUGAAAGGAAGCAGAGCCGGUCACGUGAAAAAGAGAGACAAUAGAGUCGAUUCGAAGUUAUUAAGAGACUUACAAGCUUCGAACCAAGUAACGAAUGAAAGAGACUACGUGUCAUUAAGAAAUGACCAAGAAACUCAAGAAUUUGGUUGCCAGUACGAUUGCAAAAGGGAUAACUUGAUAUGCACCUGCAAGAACUUAGUCACACUAAAGAAAAAGCAAGAAGUAAGAUAUUUUGAGGUGCCAAAUCAGAUUUAUGCAUACCACAAGUCGAAGAGUUCCACCGAAAUUGGCGUUGGAAGUGUAAAAGCUUUGCAGAAGAAGAAAGUUAGAAAAAUAUAUUUGCCGGAGACAGACGAUAGAGGUGUUGGUAAACAUCGCAAUCGGGACAGGGUAAAACGCAAUGAAAGUAAAGAAACCAUAUCGAAGUGCGUGGGAGGUAUUAUAGAAUACAACAUUAGUUGCGUCAUGAAUGAGAAACUAUCGCCUAUAGUGCUUACUAUAUCUGGCUCAACAUUCAAUAAUGAAUCAAGACCAAGUAGAAAUAUCGAAAUUGGAAAUAAUUCUGUUGUAAAAAAGCUCACAAAAACAACAACACAAUUUGAAGACACAAUCAAAGAAAAUAAACAAGCAGUGAGAAAAGAAGAAGUAACGAAAGAACAACCAAUAUCACAAGUCCAGGGAAAUGUGACAAACAGUCCAGUUAACUCACAUACAGUUAAAGAAAGUAUUAAAGAAAAGUUGAACAACCUAGUAGGAAAGGCUUAUUCCUCUGAUUCAUUAGUUCAACAUGUUCAUAAUCUUGAGGAUCCUAUCGAAGAAAAAACAAGUCAUCACACUGUUGACAUGGAUCCUGUAGCGAGCAAAUUAGAGAAGGAACACAAAAAAAUAACUGCUGAUAAAUCAAAGUCCAGAGAUUCAAAAUCAGCAGCUGACAAAUCGAGAUCUGAUUUAAAAAGCCCUUCUACAUUUAAACGAAGAUUUGAAGCUAUAAGACGAGGUUUAGCUAAAAAGGAAGAAUUAAAAAAGAAUCCUGUUAUGGUCACUAAAGGACCAAGCCAAGAGAGUAUAGCGAGUCAUAAAGAUGUGUCCAUAAACUCGGAUCCACCAUCUUUAGAAGGUCGGUCUUAUUCUAACGCGAGAACAUACAGCCCAUUUCCACAGGUUUACAGCAGAGAUAAAACUACUUACAAUCCUAGGUCCUCUCACUACAGACGGUCUAUGACUAGUAGAAAAGACAGAAGUAGCACCCAUUGGUCAUCCCGAUGUAACGAUGAUAGUGAACACCAAGGAGUAAAGGGCAUGUUCAAACUGUGGGGAAAAAAGGGCAACGUGGAUGAAGAAAACUGCUGCAAACGACGCUGCACUCCGAGACCUUCGUUCACCACAUCGAGGAAAAGAUUUAGCAAAAAAGAAGACCUUAAAAUGUUAAUGAAGUCAGAUAGUGAUAAGAAAGAAAGUAGAAAGUUUUUUUUCUUUAAAAAAAAGAAUAAAAGUAAUAAUAAAGAAAAUACUUAUAAACCUGCCGUUACAAAAGGUAUUACCACCGGACGUUGUGAAGUGAAGGAUGGGUUGGUGAUUAAGAUAUGUGGUGGGGCAAAUACUGCAAAACAGGCAUCAAAUGCACCAGAAGUCAUUGAAGAACAUGGACAAAUUUUUCGGAAAGCUUGGUUGAAAGAGUUCCUCUCGCAAUCAAUUGAACCACGGAACAGCGUCCAAGUUAGAUGGAACAAUAAAAAAUAUGUUCCAAGCAGUAGCACUGUCGUCGAAUUAAUGGACAGUGUUUACAAAGACACAGGACUUGUUUUCAGGUCAAAAAGCCAAGUCACAGUGCAACCAUCGUAUAAAUCUUUUAUGAAACAGCAUGUGAGUUUUGUGAAACAAAAGAUAGAAGCUUGGAUGAUUCCUAGAACAAUCACUGAUAGCCCACAAAUGAUUCCUCUAACACAGAAUGCAGAUGAAAACAAAAAUAACAACAUAGAAGUUAUUAUUUCAGAUCAAAAGUGGUGCAUUGACAAGUCAAAAGCUUUCUCACAUAAAAUAGAAGUUGUAUUGCAUACAGAAAAUUUUACCAAACUUGACAAGGAAAAGAGUUCGGAGUACCUAAGGAUUGAUAUACCAAAAGGAUUCUUUGUAGAUUCUAGCAGUGAUGACACUAAUAAAAAUACAGUGAAUCAGUUUAGUGAUGAAAAGGUUUAUAAAAUUGUUGAAUAUGAGACAGGCAGUGAUUUGAAGAGGGAGAAAAUACAAAGGGGUUCUGAUAUAGGAGAUCAUCAUAAACAGAAUAAUAUAAAGGUGACUGUGAGUGUGAAGGAAGUCAAAGAUGGUGUUUCGAAAGUUCUAGAGCCUCGUAUGUCACAGAUCCGGAGAGAUGUGGUCAUCCAGGGAAGUCAUGUGAAUGUCCCUUUAAAGUGUGAUGUGGUCGGGGUGGGCAUCAUCACGCAAAGAGACCUUAGAGAGAUGCGUAAGCCAAUCUUAAAGAUUCAAGACGACUAUUCCGACUACGAAUCUGACUAUGACGUUCCAAAUAUGAGUAAGAAGUGUGAAAUAGCGGAGAGCUUUCUACAAGACUUCUGUCGUGAUUGGACUCAUUUAGGUAACGAUUCUUGGAGCAUAAGUGACCCUCACAUACGAUACUGCUCUCAAACCAGCUUCCACCACGAACGUCCGAAGUCAAGUCCCAACAUGUAUGAUGAGUUCCAAACGUCAGCUAUUGUGUCCUCGUGCCCAACUUCGGAGUGCAUACAUUGCACUGGACAACACAAGCACUUGGAACAAGACAAAAAAUCAAAGAAAUGCAAAUGGUUCAGGCGAAAGAAAAAGAAACAAAAAAAGGAUAAGAAUGAAGAUCUCCAAAGGGCUAUACCAAAAGAUUCCAUUGAAGUUUGCAAAAGACGGAAGGUGCAUGCAAUGUUGAAAUCGAAAUGGAUCUGUCCUAACCCGGAUUCUGAACGUUCGUACAUGUCAGUACCGAGUUGUGAGAAGGCAAAUCAGCACUUACCGACAGUAGAAUGCCCGAAAAUUAUGAAGUCUUGUUGCAAAACCGUAGAACCAAGACCACGAAAGCGAACUUGCAAGAAGCAUGUGUCGUUACCUGACUGUGAAACUAUGAACGAUUGGUUAGCUAGACAGCUCAAUGCGCCCGAGGGUAUACUGGCAUUCAAAGGCGCUGGCGGUUGUGACCUUUGUAAGAAAAAAGUUUGUCCAAAACAUACGAAAAUUAAUCCGAAUCAAUCUUGUGAGAUCCCACGAGCUCCCCCCUGCAGAGAUUCGUGUGAUCAGUUGAAGAAGCCACCAUGCCCAUCAUCUAGAUCAUCCUCUGAAAGGCGUGAAGGAACUUGUUCUGGCGUGCCUGUAGUGUGUAAAUCCACGCCCUCACCAUGUCCAGGGUUUGACUCACCAUCUCCUUGUCCUCCUUGUCCUCCUACUUCAUGUCCCCCAUGUCCUCCACCUCAGCCACCUUGUGUUCCAUCACCACCGACUUGUCCACCAUCGCCACCGCCUUGUUCCCCAUCACCGCCACCCCCUUGCCCUCCUCCUUGCCCACCACCCCCUUGUCCUCCAACCCCUUGCCCUCAACCACCUUGCAACGGAUCACUUCAUACUCCUAAAAGGUCCCAGAAUUGUACCCCUCCUCCACCUUGUAAACCACCCUCACCACCACCCCCUUGCCCGAGACAGCCUCCUUCACCACCUCCGUGCAAAAAGAUACCAUCAUCGACUCCAUCUCCUUGCAGGAGGCCACCUCCACCAUCUAAAAGGCAACCAAAUUGUUCCAGCAAUUCUUCAGCAAAUACUAGGCCUCCGUGUAAGCAAGGAAGUAAUAGUUAUAACGCUACUAUGUAUAAGAAAUCAUCUCGCUCACCUACGUCAUCAAAUCAUUGUCCACAUAUCCGUAUUGUUACAUGUCCCUCUCCACCCGUGUGUCCUUACUUUUCUCCUCCUCCUUGUCCUAACGCACUACCUUGUCGUCCUUCAACAUGCACCCUGCCACCUUGCCCACCACCACCGUGUCCACCACCGCCAUGUCAACCACCACCCUGCCCACCACCGCCAUGCCCGCCACCACCAUGCCCACCACUGCCAUGCUACUAUCCACCUCCAUGUCCUAACAGUCUUCCGCCAUGCCGACGUCCCUCUGCAUGCUUCCCUCCGCCUUGCCCGCCGCCACCUUGCCCACCGCCACCUUGCCCACCGCCACCUUGCCCACCGCCACCUUGCCCUGGAAGACCACCUCCAUGCUGUUACCCACCACCUUGCCCGCCUCCACCAUGCCCACCGCCACCAUGCCCACCGCCACCAUGCCCACCGCCACCACGAUGCCCUCCACCACCAUGCCCACCGCCACCACGGUGCCCUCCACCUCCAUGCCCUCCACCUCCAUGCCCUCCACCUCCAUGCCCUCCACCACCGCAAUGUCCGCCACCAUGCCCACCACCACCAUGUCCACCACCAAAGAAGCCACCUAAAAAGAAGCCUAUGUGUAUAGGCUCACUCCCAAAUGAAUGUAUCCCGGUACCACAAUGCCCUUCACGUUUAUGUAGAACUAUGCCAUGUCAAACAUCACCUCCUAGUUUUCACAAACGCUCUGCAAAGUGCCCUUAUGAUGUUUGUGACUCGCAAAGCUCUAUCAAACCUGCGCCAGAACCACCGUUCUUCUAUUCUCCGAUUCAUCCCUGUCCCUUAGAACCAGAGAAAACUGAGAAAACAGUAAUACCAUGUGACUCAUCACCUUGUAGCAGGCGUCGACCAGAUUAUAUACCUAAAAUUGAUUGCGAGAAAUCGUCAGUUCCUCCGGUAUACAAAGGGCAGCGAACAUGCGACGACUGUCGUUCGUCGGAUGUUGACGAGUUUCCUUGGCCAACCAAAAACCAGAUUUCGAAUCAACCGUCCCUGGCUUCCCAGUGUAACGCGUCAUCUCAACCAGAAAAAAUUGUGUACGGAAAAUGUAAGAAAGAUUGCCCUAUGAUGCCUAAGCUUUCCUGUGAAACUAUUCCCUCGCCAAAGAAAGAAUGCCCGAGAAGCUGUCCGAACAGGCAGGGCUCGCCACGUCCGCCCUGCAUGCCCAAAAUGCAUUGUCCACAGCCACCACGACCUCCCAAACCCAAACCUCCACCUCCAGUGGAACCAAUAUGCCAUCCAACUAAAUGUAAAAGCAAAUCAAGGAUACCCGGGUUAUUUCUUAAAAUGAAUCCCACUAAGAAAAGUUCUAUGUGUUCCAAAGAUUGUUUGGCUUGGGAAACUACAAAGUACAAAGGAGAGGAGGGCUGUAUAAGUCUCAAUUCCGAAGAAAGAAUUACUAUACGAGUAAAGAAAGACACACCUAGCACACAGGAACUAAGGGACAGUUGUAAUAUCAAAGUACAAGAUGAAGACGGGAUGACGUUGUUUGAAAGAAAGGAUUACCAGCUACAGCGAGCGGGUUGCAGUAUAAAGAGGCCAUCCUUGUUGGGCGACAUGUACAGAGCAUCAGAAGUGCGCAGAGUUACCACAAAUGGCUCAGUUCAAGCCAUGAAGACCGACAAAGAACAUUUAAAAGAAAUAUCAGAAGGUAAAAGUGAUGCUAGUAUAGCAAACCUAAUAGAAAUUCAAUUCAAAUUAAAGGUUACACAAGGAGACAAUACAACAGAAGUUAAUAUAGCCAAUGAUGAAUUUAAAGAAAGUGAAACGGAAGACAAAAUCUCGGAGAAAGAAACAAUGAACCAGACCCCACAAGAAGUUUUUGUAGUUAAAAAUGAAAGCGAACAGAUUGUUAACAAUUGUGAUCAGAAAAACGAUAUAAACAUUCGCAUUGUUAUAAAAAACUUUAAACCUAAACCAGGGAAAAAAAUAAACAUGACACAUUACACGUACAGCAAAGACUUUGCUAAGACGAUAUCUGAAAAAUUCCACACAGUUUCGACAGGGUACAGCGAUAUAGUAUUGCAUGAUGAUAAGGUAUUUUCAAUACAUAGAGCUACUGUGGACCUAACGUCUUCAGUCGAAAAUACUAAAACUCAGAGUCAUAAAAGUGAUGAAGGUAUGGGCGAAUCAGUGGAAACGGAUGGAAAGAAAUUGGCAGGAUUAUCUGAAUCUUCUGUAUGUAGAUGCAUUGCAACAGAUCUGUCCGACGGAAAGAGCGAAAGAAUGAAAUCACUACCGAACCAAAGGUUUAGUGGCAGUAAAGAAAAUCAAGAAUAUUCAGAAGAGCUUGAUCCGGAUGACCACAAGUCUGACUACACUGAGUCUUAUUCUGAUACAGGGAAACCAUCCAAAUAUGAUACAGAGGAUUCAGAUACUGAUAAACAAAUAGAACCCACUGAGUAUGAACCUGAGACAGACAUUGAAAAACGAGGUGAGCAAAAGUAUGACACAUUUAUGUCUACCGACAUCGAUGAGCCAGACGAGACAGUUGAUACAAAACAAUCAAUAAAUAGUCUAGAUGUGAUCGCUAAACUCUACACGAAAGAGGAAAAGAAAGUAUUACUGAAACAAAUAUUGGAAAAAGCGCAAGAAAAUAAGCCUGAGAAUAAAGCCAGAAUGAAGAAACUAAAAAACAUUCUUAAAGUUAUACUAACAUCCGACAGCAGUGAACAAGAUAACCCAAAUCAGCCGAGCAAAGAAAUACCGAACGACGGCAAUUACGCGUCCUUAAAACCGAAUUACUUUCGAGACAACGACAGUAUGAACAACUACUAUACAGUAGACAGUAACACAAUGUUUUCCGAAAUGAAUAAUAGUAAAGCGCUUCACCCAACAGCCGAACACAACAGCGAAUGCAGUAAUAGUGACAGUGCAGUUUCAAUGACAUCUCAAACCGAAUGUAGACAAGGCGGUUGUAUGUGCAGUACAAUAGCUGCUAAAUUGAAAAUGGCGUCAAGAAUAGCUGAAGAAGGAUGUUGCUGCACUAAACGAAGCGUCAAGAGAAACGAAGAAAUCACAUGUGACAUCAAACCCGAUUCAGAUUUUCAUUACGCUACACCAGAGUUUAUGGACGUAGAAACACAAAGGUCGACUUAUCUUACGAGCAAGAUAAAUAGCACAAAUCUGUCGGUACACAGCAGGAGUCUAAAACCCAGUCUAGCAGGUAGCAUUGUUUUGAAAGACUCAAGGCUUGAUUCAGGACUUAUUAACGAGAAAACAUGUUCCCAAAUGAAUUACAUCAGGGAAUGUGAGAUGAAAACUUUUAAACACCCAAUUCAAACAGAUAACAUUGUAUUGGUGA
Molecule: messenger RNA, 7201 nt
Organism: Spodoptera littoralis (African cotton leafworm)
Lineage: Eukaryota; Metazoa; Arthropoda; Insecta; Lepidoptera; Noctuidae
Source: the annotation of a GenBank genome assembly